AUCUCGCGACUGAAACAUUCACGUGUCGUUAUGGUCACACUAGCUUUUAGCUAAUCAACAAAAUAGCUCAGAAAAUGCGGGUUCAAAAGAAUAAGGAGAAGAAAAAAGUAACUGACGACCCUGUUAAGAAUUUUGAGAAAUGGAAAAAGAAGUAUGAUAAAACUAAGACCCGAGUCAAACGAGUAAAACAGACGACUAAGAAGAAACGCGACUGGGAGGUCGAGAGAGAAAACAUCCAGAGACUGGUGAAUAAAUACUCAGAGAUCAAUCCCAAAGAGGCUGUGAAGUUUUCUGAUUUUCCACUUUCUAAGAAGACUCUGAGAGGUCUCCUUGAGGCUCGGUACAGGCAGCCCACAGAGAUUCAAAGGCAGACUAUUGGCUUUGCUUUGCAAGGAAGAGAUGUUCUUGGUGCUGCAAAGACGGGCUCUGGAAAAACCUUGGCCUUUCUCAUUCCAGUUUUGGAGUGCUUGCACCGUGAACAGUGGACUGCGAUGGACGGCCUCGGUGCUCUCAUUAUCUCUCCCACACGAGAACUGGCCUAUCAGACGUUUGAGGUGUUGAGGAAGGUCGGCAAGAAUCACGAAUUUUCCGCUGGACUUAUAAUUGGUGGCAAGGAUCUGAAAGAUGAAUCUGAGAAAAUCCAUCGCACAAAUAUCAUCAUCUGCACUCCAGGACGUCUACUGCAGCACAUGGAUGAGACCUCCACCUUUCAUGCUUCAAAUCUGCACAUGCUUGUGCUGGAUGAAGCUGACAGGAUUCUGGACAUGGGUUUUGCUGACACCCUCAAUGCUAUUGUGGAAAAUCUCCCAAAAACACGACAGACCCUUCUCUUCUCCGCUACUCAAACCAGAUCUGUCAAAGACCUGGCUAGACUGAGUCUGAAGAACCCAGAGUAUGUUUGGGUCCAUGAGCUGGCCAAGUUCAGUACCCCUGCCACUCUGGAGCAGAACUAUGUGGUGUGCGAUCUGCACCAAAAGGUCAACAUGCUCUACUCGUUUAUGAGGAGUCACCUUCAGAAGAAGAUCAUAGUCUUUUUUGCAUGCUGUAAAGAGGUUCAGUAUCUGUUCCGGGUGUUCUGCCGCUUACGUCCAGGUAUCUCCGUACUUGCUCUGCAUGGCAAACAGCAGCAGAUGAAGAGGAUGGAGGUUUACAAUGAUUUUGUCCGCAAAAGAGCUGCUGUACUUUUUGCUACAGAUAUUGCUGCCAGGGGGCUUGAUUUCCCAGCUGUGAAUUGGGUGUUGCAGUUUGACUGCCCUGAAGAUGCAAACACAUAUAUCCACAGGGUUGGGAGAACGGCCAGGUAUAAAGAGGGUGGCGAGGCUCUUCUGGUCCUGUUGCCCUCGGAGGAGAAGGGCAUGAUUGCACAGCUUCAUGAAAAAAAGGUUCCCAUCAACAAAAUCCAGGUUAACCCAGAGAAGGUGUUGUCUGUACAACAGAAGCUGGAGGCCUUCCUGGCCCAGGAGAAAGAGCAGAAGGAACGAGCGCAGAGGUGUUUUGUGUCCUACCUCCGCUCUGUUUAUCUGAUGAAGAACAAAGACGUCUUUGAUGUUUUUCAGCUUAAACUCUCUAAAUAUGCCAUGUCACUGGGUUUGGCCGUGGCACCACGGGUCCGUUUCCUCAGUAAGGCCCAGCAGCAGAGGAGCGGUGUGCAGAACGAUGACAGUGCUGCAGGAGGCGAGUCUGAAGAUGAGCUGCAGAGUUUUAAAGACCAACUCAGAGGAGAACUGCCAGAGUCUCAGCUCUCACAGUCUGAGGAGGAAGAUGAUGAUGAUUAUGAAGAGGAGGAUGAGGAGAGAGUGAAGCCUGCAGCUCUGCUCUGUGGCUUUAGUGAAGAGGAGGAGGAUGAAGACUUAUUGACGGUCAAGCGUAAAGAUGUGUUCAAUAUCAGUGAAAGCAGCCAGAAUGAAGAGGACACAGAUGCUCAAGCCAAGAAAAAGAAACAAAAGGAGUCCAAAUUCACGGAGGCAAAGAAGAUAAAGAAAAGAAACUUCAAAGUUAACACCAAGAAGAUCUUCACUGAAGAUGGAGAGGUGGUACAGCAGUGGCCUCCACUGCAGAGAACCAUGGUACGAGAUAACGAGGCGGCAGACGAGGAGACAUCGGGCAUUAAUGUGGAGGCAGCCAAGGAACGACUCCGCAAAGAGGACCAGGAGUUUGACAAGAUUGAGUUCCGCCGUAAAAUCAAAGAGAGACACAGGGAGAAAAGGCUGAAGGAGAAAGCAGCUCGAAGGGAGGCCAGCAAACAGCAUAAAGAGGAGAAAAAGAAAGCUGCUGAUAAUGAUAAAGUUGAUGACGAUGAUGAUGAGGAGGAGGAGAUGGUGGCAUACCUGUCUGGUGCUGAAGAAUUUGAUCCCAGCACCCUGCCUGAUCCCGACAAAGUGUGCGAAUCGGAGUCUUCCUCUGAGGACGACAGUGAUGCAUCAGAUCAUGCUGGAAGGAAGAGAACCUUCAGCGGCAGUGAGGAGGAUUAUAGUGAAGAUGAAGAGCAGCAGAGAGCAUUAGGCAGGAAGAAACCCAAGAAGGAGGCCAUAGUUACUCAUCUGGACACUGGUCUUUCGCUGGCUGAAGAUGAGGAGCUUGUGUUGCAUCUUCUUGGAGGUCACAGAUAGUGGCUUUAAAAGCAGAACCAUUUUCCCAGUAAUCUCUUUAGAAUUCCAUUGAAUGCUUAUUCAGUGUACCUGUAUGCUGAGUUUAUACAUUAUAAAAAUGCCCCUUUCCUAAUAAAAUUCUAUCCUGAUUGUGAA
Myxocyprinus asiaticus (Chinese sucker) is the source of this 2744-nucleotide messenger RNA. It is a transcript of the gene ddx10, whose product is annotated as DEAD (Asp-Glu-Ala-Asp) box polypeptide 10. Lineage: Eukaryota; Metazoa; Chordata; Actinopteri; Cypriniformes; Catostomidae. Gene Ontology annotation, cellular component: nucleus. Gene Ontology annotation, molecular function: nucleic acid binding; RNA helicase activity; ATP binding. The transcript is spliced from 18 exons. The coding region runs from base 75 to 2609 and encodes 844 amino acids. The record is from RefSeq and is a predicted model, not a curated record. Gene Ontology annotation, biological process: rRNA processing.